GUUUAGUAUCGGUGCUGCAGUAUCCCUAAGGCUAAUUAAUCUAAAGCCAAGGAACCCACUAAAAGCAGUGGCUUAUGCACCUUUUUUAACUUUAAGUGUUAAAUGUUAAGACAAUGGACAGGGCUGGAUUAUCCUAUAGACUAUUCGAGGCAGCAGGUCAGGCCCCCCAAGCUUGAGGGGCCCUGAUAAAAGAUUUUGAACUAUCUUAUUUUGAGAAAUGAGUAUAUUUUGAUAUCUUGUAUUGCUGAAUAAGUUAUUUAACUUCAAAUGAUAUAUGAACAUUAAUAAAAGAAAGUUCAGGAGUAUGAAAACCCAGUUUUAAGAGCUGGCCCCAUUUUAAGGCCCUAUAUUUGAGAUGCAGGGUCCCAGUUUGAAGUCCUUUGUUUGGUGUGAUGGCUCUAGAUUGGGGUCAUAGCUGUAUAUCAUGGAGCCAAAGUCUAUCUCACUUCAAGCUAAGUAUAUGUCACUAAAAAAAUAUUCAGGAUAGGUGCAGCAAGUUAGGUAGCUCUGUCUGAAGUAGAUAAAGGGAAAUUCAUUUUUUAUUCAAAUUUCAAUAUAAACAGUUAUGUGUUCUAACAGUUUCUUUGUUUGAAUUUCUAAAUCCAAGAAAAACUGUUUGUAAUAAAUUAUUGCACUGUUUAUCUUUUCCUUAAAUCUUAAAAUAUAGAUGGGACAGGUUUUGAUAAUAUGCUUGCUAUCAUAUAUUUUUAUGAGAUUAAUUUGAACAACUCAUUCAUGGCAAAAGGACAUGCAGAAACAUCCUGCUAAUUUUUGACAAUUGUGCAGAGCUGUGAUUAAUGGUUACAAAGCAAAAUAAAUGUGCUAGACCUGAAAGGUCAUAUAGCAGUGUAGAAAGGUAUAAUAGUGAAAAGGGUGAAGGGGGGCCAGUUCAUGAUAGAAUGUGCUACACAUCAGAAGUCAUACAGCAGUUCAAGAAGGUUGAGAAUGGCCUUAGAGGUGAAGCACCUAUUUUCCUGGGAUACUGAGUACAGUGCUGACUCAGCAGAGUUCUGCCCCAUUAGUACAUAUGAGGAUUACCUUGCAGUGGGUACAUAUCAGCUUGCAGAUCCUGAGAAAGCUUUAGACACCUCAAAUGAGGGAGAUGAAGCAGAAACAGACAGUCUAAAUGCAGAAGCAAAGGAUAUACCUAAAAAACGACUAGGCCGUCUCUACCUAAAGCAGAAGAUCGAUGAAAAACUAUGUUUAGUUCAGCAAAUUGAUAUGCCUGCUAUCUUGGAUAUGAAGUGGUGUCAGCAUGAGAUAUCAGGAACACCAGUGCUUGCCAUUGCAAAUGCUGUUGGUCAGUUACUUCUCUAUAGACUAAUAACAGCCGGAGAGAAACUGUGUUUGGAGUAUCAAUGCAAGUUUGAAAUAGAAGAAGACGAAACCCUUGCUCUCUCACUAGACUGGUCUACUGGAAAAACUGUCAGUGAGAAUCCUUUAAUAUCAGUUAGUGAUUCAAAGGGAAAGAUCAAUAUUUUACAAUUGACUAAUGGAGAACUACUUCUUCAAAAAAGAUUUUUAGCCCAUGAUUUUGAAGCUUGGAUAACAGCCUUUGACUAUUGGGAUCCUAACACAGUGUUUACAGGAGGUGAUGAUUGUAAGUUCCGUAGGUUUGACAUUAGAGCUGAAUCGGCUCUACCAGUGUUUACUAGCAGAGUGCAUAAUGCAGGAGUAACAAGCAUUCAAAGUAAUUGUCAUUCUGAGCACCUUUUGGCUAGUGGAAGCUAUGAUGAAACUGUUAAUUUAUGGGACACAAGAAAUAUGCGAUCUCCAAGAGCUUCCACUUCUCUUGGUGGUGGUGUGUGGCGUCUUAAGUGGCAUCCUCAAGGGAAGGCAUUAUUGUUGUGUGCUUGUAUGUAUAAUGGUUUUCAUGUAAUAGACACUGAAAGUAUGGAAACUGUGGUUUCUUUUAAUGAGCACCAGAGUAUAGCAUAUGGUGUUGACUGGUGGUAUGCUAUGAAAGAUUCCACGCAUAUUGUUGCAUCUGCAUCAUUUUAUGACCAUCUUUUAUGUCUUUGGGAAUUUAAAAAGAAAUAAUGUGUAAGUAUUAAAAGGUAUUUUUUUUACAUUAUUAUUUCAUUCCCAUUGCUUUUGUGAUACCCAUAACAUAAAUUAUAUGUAUAAAUACCCAUUACAAUACACGUGAUCGACUUCAUGUAUUUAAGACUAUUUCUAACAAUCCUGUACUAGUACUUAAAAACGGAAGGAAAUCCAAUUCUUCUUAAGGUCCAGUUACAGUAAAUUAUAGUUUACCAAAUUCAUGGUCAGUACCCAUUUCACCCCAAAUACAAUAAUAACCAGUAACACAUUCAAAUAACUACCCAGUCAUGCCAAAAAUGUAUGUAAAAUAAAGCAAAUAGUGAAUUGGAA
Molecule: messenger RNA, 2373 nt
Organism: Penaeus vannamei (Pacific white shrimp)
Lineage: Eukaryota; Metazoa; Arthropoda; Malacostraca; Decapoda; Penaeidae
Product: diphthine methyltransferase
Biological process (GO): protein histidyl modification to diphthamide
Cellular component (GO): cytoplasm
Molecular function (GO): protein binding; diphthine methylesterase activity
Source: RefSeq, a predicted model, not a curated record